Messenger RNA from Drosophila persimilis, 1599 nucleotides. It is a transcript of the gene Adgf-D, whose product is annotated as adenosine deaminase 2. The record is from RefSeq and is a predicted model, not a curated record. The coding region runs from base 74 to 1573 and encodes 499 amino acids. Gene Ontology annotation, molecular function: adenosine deaminase activity. Lineage: Eukaryota; Metazoa; Arthropoda; Insecta; Diptera; Drosophilidae. Gene Ontology annotation, biological process: adenosine catabolic process; inosine biosynthetic process. The transcript is spliced from 6 exons.
CAAACGCCGAGCGACGAACAUCUAAUAAGUACAAAUACGGCGUAUAUUUUUGUGAACUGUGAACUGGGAAGCGAUGCUGCUGGGACUGCUGCUGUGCCUGGUGCCGCCCCUCCUGGGGGGACUGCAUGCCGCGGACUUACCUUACGAGACUCUGAGGGAGCAGAUCAUGGAGGCGGAGCGUCUGGCCUCGCUGGGUGGCAACAUCUGGCUCACUUCGGACGAGGAGAAAGCCAACAGCAUACUGAUGAACGCCAAGCGUGCAGAGAUUGCCGAGGGCAUUAAGACGCCGGAGAAGUAUCCCCCGGCCAUGCAUUUCUUCCAGGGCAGGCAGUACGUGCGACAGAGCGAGGUGUUCCGAUUCAUACAGAAGAUGCCGAAGGGCGCCUUCCUGCACGGCCACAACACGGGCAUGGUCACCUCCAAGUGGGUGAUCGGCAACCUGACCACCACCAACAAUCUGUACACGUGCCGCAAUGUGGACGGGCUGCUCGUCUUCACCUACGACCAGAGCGGCUGCCACAGCGAGGUGCAGAAUGUAUGCACGGAGCGCAUCAACGCUGAGGAUCGCGGAAAGUACGAGCGGCAGCUCGAGAAGCACAUAAACAUGCACCGCCAGAAGCCAGAAGCACUCUUGUCCCAACGCAAAAAGAUCUGGGAACGCUUUGAGAAUAUCUUUACGACUGUCGAUCGGCUCUAUAAGUACAGACCCUCCUACUGCGCCUUCCACAAGCGACUGCUGGAGGAGCUCUGCGAGGACAACAUCAUCUACGCGGAGGUCCGAGCCUCCCUGUCGCCUCUGUACGACGACAACAAUCGCACCCUGAGCACACUGGAGGUGGCCAACGAAUUGGAACGUAUCGUGGAGGAGUUCAAGGCGAAGCAUCACGACUUUGUCGGCCUCAAGGUGAUCUAUGCCAAGCGGAAUCGGGCCACCGAGGAGGAGAUGAGCAGACGCAUCACAACCUUCAAGCAGCUGCACCAUGCAAAACCGAAUUUUGUGAUAGGAUUCGAUUUGAUUGGACAGGAGGACACGGGUGAUCCGCUCAGCAAAUACGUGAACGAGUUGUCCGACCUGCCCAGCACGGCAAACUACUUCUUCCACGCGGGCGAGACAAAUUGGCAUGGUCGCACUGACUGGAACAUGAUGGAUGCCAUUCUGCUGGGCUCGAAGCGCAUUGGACACGCGUUUGCCCUGCCCAAGCAUCCGCAGCUGUGGUCUACGAUCAAGAAGCGAGACAUUGCCAUCGAAGUGAAUCCCAUAUCCAAUCAGGUGCUGGGCUUUGUCUGGGAUCUGCGCAAUCAUCCGGCCAGCUUCCUGAUUGCCCAGAACUUUCCCAUUGUGAUCUCAUCCGAUGAUCCCGGGAUGUGGGGUGCCAAGGGCCUCAGCUACGACUUCUACUAUGCCUUCAUGGCCAUGGCCCCUGCCGAGGCGGACCUGCGCUUCCUCAAGCAGCUGGCUCUCAACUCCAUCAAGUAUGCGGUGCUCACCUCAGACGAACGGCGCAAGAUCAAUCGGAUCUUUCAGCGGAAGUGGCAAGAGUUUAUUGCCAAUGUCUUGAAUCCAAAGUUCUAAUCUAAUACACAAAACUCAGACUAAGA